Leptinotarsa decemlineata (Colorado potato beetle) is the source of this 849-nucleotide messenger RNA. RefSeq lists its product as uncharacterized. NCBI's taxonomy places the organism in Eukaryota, Metazoa, Arthropoda, Insecta, Coleoptera, Chrysomelidae. The record is from RefSeq and is a predicted model, not a curated record.
GAUUUGUAUCAGUUUCUGACCAACUAAAGUACGAUCUACUACAAUGGCAUCAAAAUUCAUUAUCUUUGUCGCUGCUUUGGCAUAUGCUAACGCUGGAUUCGUUGCUUCCCCGGCGGCAGCCAGUUAUGCUACCGCACCAGUCUUGUCAGCAUACGCUGCUCCACUAUCUAAAUCAGUAGUGAGCACAUACACCAGCCAUGGAUCCCCAGUUCUCUCAACAUAUGCUGCCCAUGCCCCAGUUGUAUCUACAUACUCAGCACCUGUGGUAUCAGCCUACUCAUCUCCAGCCUUAUCAGCAUAUGCUGCUCCUCUAUCAAAAUCAGUAGUGAGCACAUACACCAGCCACGGAUCCCCAGUUCUCUCAACAUAUGCUGCCCAUGCUCCAGUUGUAUCUGCAUACUCAGCACCUGUCAUCACUAAGUCUGUAGCACCAGUGGUAUCAGCCUAUUCAUCUCCAGUCUUGUCAGCAUAUGCUGCCCCUGUAUCAAAAUCAGUAGUUAGCACUUACACCAGCCAUGGAUCACCAGUUGUAUCAUCAUACGCGGCUCCUGUCAUAUCUAAGGCUAUUGCACCAUUAGUGUCGAGCUACUCUGCGCACCCAUCUCCAUUUGUAUCUGCUUACUCUUCUCCAUUCGUGUCAGCAUACUCCUCUCCUGUGCUGUCCAAAUCUGUGGCUCCAGUAGUAUCUGCCUACGCUGCUCACCCUUCAGUAGUUUCAGCUUACUCCGCCGCUCCAGUAGUAGCUCAUGCUUCCUACUCUGGUCUCAAUGCAGCCUACCAAUGGUGAAAACUUCGAAAAUUGUUUUAUGAAUAUUAUUUAUUUCCUGAGAAUAAAAUGUAUUAAGUUAA